CAGGGCUCUCAAGACCCCAAAGUGAGGAGAAGCCGCAGGGGAAGGGAGGGACAGAACCAGGCCAGGGAGGAGGAGGGGCCCAGGCCGCAGCCCCGCAGAGCCUCGGCCGCAGACACAGCUGCUGGCAGAGGACGGAGGACAGACGGGCAGUCCACAGCCCUGGGACAACAUCCUCAUCCGGCCACCCACCCCGGCCAGCGCCAUGGCCUUCAACGACCUCCUGAAGCAGGUGGGUGCCGUCGGCCGCUUCCAGCAGAUCCAAGUCGCCCUGGUGGUCCUGCCGCUGCUCCUGAUGGCCUCCCACAACACCCUGCAGAACUUCACAGCUGCCAUCCCCGCCCACCACUGCCGCCUGCCCCCCAACGCCAGCCUUGGCCCGGACGGGGAUCUGGGGUCCUGGCUGCCCCAGGAUCCACAGGGGCGACCUGAAUCCUGCCUGCGCUUUGCCACCCCACGGCAGGGACCACCCCUCACCACCAACACCACAACCAACCUCACAGAGCCCACAGAACCCUGCGUGGACGGCUGGGUCUACGACAAUAGCACUUUCCCAUCUACCAUCGUGACAGAGUGGGACCUUGUGUGCUCACAUCGGGCACUCCGCCAGCUGGCCCAGUCCCUCUACAUGGUCGGGGUUCUGCUGGGCGCCAUGUCCUUCGGGCAUCUGGCAGACAGGCUGGGCCGCAGGAAGGUGCUGAUCCUGAACUACCUGCAGACAGCUGUGUCGGGGACCUGUGCCGCGUACGCCCCCAACUUCCCCCUCUACUGUGCCUUCCGGUUGCUCUCAGGCAUGUCCCUGGCCAGCAUCGCCAUCAACUCCAUGACGAUAACGCCUGGAGAGCCCAGGCUGGGGUCUGCCCAUCCCAUGCCCAGUGUGGAACCUGCCCUGUGCUGUCCUCUCACAGAUGUGGAGUGGACGCCCAUUCACACACGCGCCUGCGUGGGCACCCUGAUGGGCUACACCUACAGCCUGGGCCAGUUCCUGCUGGCCGGCCUGGCCUACGCCGUGCCACACUGGCGCCACCUGCAGCUCCUGGUCUCCGCGCCCUUCUACGCCUUCUUCCUGUACUCCUGGUUCUUCAUCGAGUCUGCUCGCUGGCUCUCCUCCCGUGGGAGGCUGGACCUCACACUGAGCACCCUGCAGAGAGUGGCUCGAAUCAACGGGAAGCAGGCAGAAGGAGCCAAGCUGAGUAUGGAGGUGCUUCGGACCAGUCUGCAGAAGGAACUGACCCUGGGCAAAGGCCAGGCCUCCGCCAUGGACCUGCUGCGCUGCCCUCCCCUCCGCCACCUCUUCCUCUGCCUCUCCAUGCUGUGGUUUGCCACCAGCUUUGCCUACUAUGGACUGGUCAUGGACUUGCAGGGCUUCGGGGUCAGCAUCUACCUGAUCCAGGUGAUCUUCGGGGCCGUAGAUCUGCCUGCCAAGCUCGUGUGCUUCCUGGUCAUCAAUUCCCUGGGCCGCAAGCCAGCGCAGGCAGCCUCCCUCCUACUGGCAGGCAUCUGCAUCCUGAUGAAUGCAGUGAUACCCCGGGACCAGACAAUCGUCCGCACCUCCCUCGCCGUGCUGGGGAAAGGGUGCUUGGCCUCCUCCUUCAACUGUAUCUUCCUGUACACGGGGGAGCUGUACCCCACCAUAAUCCGGCAGACGGGCUUGGGCAUGGGCAGCACCGUGGCCCGGGUGGGCAGCAUCGUGAGUCCCCUGGUGAGCAUGACGGCCGAGCUCUACCCCACUGCGCCUCUCUUCAUCUUCGGCGCCAUACCUGUGGCCGCCAGCGCCGCCACAGCCCUGCUGCCCGAGACACGGGGCCGGCCGCUGCCCGACACUGUGCAGGACCUGGACAGCAGGAGGGCAGGCAGACUGAGGCAGCCACAGCAGGAGCAGCAGAAGCAGAUGGUGCCACUCCAGGGUGCCACACAGGAGAAAAACGGACUCUGAGGACCGAGGUGCCUGUGGGCCCAGGCCUUGUACUGGGAGGGGGACGCCACAGGGGGUCUGUGUCCCGGGGAGCACUGCCCAAGCCCACAUAGUUA
Chinchilla lanigera (long-tailed chinchilla) is the source of this 2028-nucleotide messenger RNA. RefSeq names its product solute carrier family 22 (organic anion transporter), member 6 (gene Slc22a6). The record is from RefSeq and is a predicted model, not a curated record. Gene Ontology annotation, biological process: transmembrane transport. The transcript is spliced from 10 exons. Lineage: Eukaryota; Metazoa; Chordata; Mammalia; Rodentia; Chinchillidae. Gene Ontology annotation, cellular component: membrane. The coding region runs from base 203 to 1933 and encodes 576 amino acids.